GAAUUCUCUCCUAGAAAGAAUGACUAUCGAGGGGGAAUGCGAUGUUCGCUUGGUCAUUCGAGCGAUAAAACGAUCCAGACUGGAUUUCGUUCGAUCUGUCGUAAGCACAUCUUCCUAAAAACCGAUGGAAAUGUUUUAAAAAGGCGAUUACGAAAAGACAUGAAAUAUUCGUGCAACGCGGCCUUAAUAUUUAUGGAUUAUUUCGAAAGCAGUACUAAUUUUUCUUAAGAUGGAAAUCAACAAGUGAAAUUACACGUGUUUGAUAAUAAAAUAAAUAAAGAUGGUAACACGCAAUAAACUCAUAUUCGAUUCCGAUCAUCGCUCUACGUGGUCAUUGAACGAAAGAAAAAAAGAAAAAGAAAAGAAAAAAGAAGAUAGAAAGAGAUGGUAAACGGCCUACCCUACCUUCCGCGGCCCGACUCGAGCUUCUCAAUUUCCCCGGGAGAGAGCGCCUCGGUCGAGGCGAGUACGAUAAACCGUAAUUUCUUUGGAAAAAGACAGGCGUGUAAAGUCCGACGUUCCGUAAACGCUUGCUGCUCGAUCUCUUAACGCGCAUCUCGUGCAUCACGAUUGGGCUCGCGAUUGGCAUUUCUCCGUGGUACAGUCUUUUGCCAAGGACAUUGUCCUCGUCGUUGACGUCGUCGUUGUCGUUGUCGCCGCGAGUCGUUGUCGCGAGAAAAAAGAAAUCCUUUGCUUCUUUUCGUAAAAGAAAUUCAAGGUCGCCGUAAAGGCCACCAGAAGAAGCCAGUGAAGGAACGUGUAAUAUACAAAAUAGCAACAAGGGGAAAAAGAAAAGAAAUAUGUCGAAUGCCUCGCCGGCAAGGAGUAGCAAGGAGAGCAGGACGGAAUCGGUCGCGAGAAGAUGGACGCCUAAGCCCGUUCUAGAUCCGGAUAUAACGAAAGAUCUUCCCUUGAUCGACGCUUACGUGGGCAUACUGAAGGAAAAGAAGGACAUAUCUAAGGCGAUUAAAGCAAUAUCGAUCAUUUUGCCGGGUUUCGAUCAUUUGAAACGUUGCUCGUCCAAUAAGAUCCUUCUGGCACCCGUGAAAUCUUUCGACAUAAACGACGACGUGCCGAUCCAAGACCGACUAAAGAUUUUCCUCAAGGAGAAAGCUUUCGAUCUUGCUCUUUUAGAGGACGAUUUGCGUGUCAUCAAAGUUCCAGAAAGGAGCGCCAAGUCGAAAGCGCAGGCGGCACGGGCUUCGAAGAUUUGGCCGUUAAAGUUUCAUCCCGAUCCUAUGCUCGAAACAAUCAUCGACGGAUCGAUUUUCAACGAGGAUCAAUUACGAGGAAUCGAGGAGUGCAUGAGGAUCGUCAUAACAGCGGCAAAAUUAGAGGCUAUCGGGGAUUCCAGUUGCAACGGUAGCGCCGUCAUCGUCGAUCCCAACGACGGCGGUAGAAUCCUUGCGAUCGCUGCCGCCAAAAUGGACCGACACCCGAUGUGGCACGCGUCGAUGUUGGCCGUCGACCUAGUCGCUAAACUACACGGCGGGGGUGCUUGGAAUUUGUACGAGGAGGAGGAAUCUAUUGGGCCGUGUCGAGCUGUCGACGGGAACUUUGAAAAAAGAAUGAAAACUAUUAAAAGAAAAUACGAGGAGGUGGCACCGCUUUGUUAUCCAAGAACGUUGUCCAAUAUAGAAAUUCCUUCGGUGGGAUGCCUCCAAGUUAAAUGGAAAUUACAAGGUCGGCGGAAUAACGGUCCUAAAAAAGCUGACGCCAUCGCGGAGCCGAGUACAGGCGAGAAAUGUGGACCGUACUUGUGUACCGGCUAUUGGGUUUUCUUGCUGAAGGAACCGUGUCCAAUGUGCGCCAUGGCUCUUCUUCAUUCGAGAGCAGCGAAAAUAUUUUACGGCGUAUCGAACGAGAGGACCGGUGUCCUAGGAUCCAAUGGGAUUUUGCACGCGGUCCCGGGACUUAAUCAUCGAUAUCGCGUUUGGAGUGGAGUAUUGGAAGGGACCUGCGAGGAGGCGUCGAACGAAAUUCAACGGAAGACCGUCGACUCCAUUGAUUGAGACGGCAUUUUAUUAGUCUUCAAUUUUCGAGUGUAGACUGGGUUGCGAUGUCGAGGAUAAGACGAAUACGAUCUUAUCGCCUAUUUUCACGAUUACGAUCAUUACGAUCAUACGAUUAGCGAGAGCAAAUGGAAGGGCUUAGAAAAAAGACACGUGAUCAGUGUCUCAGAUUAAGAGCAAUAAUAUGGCCGACCUUGGUACAUCGGUAUACUUUCCAACGAUGUCUCCAAGUCCGCAGCAUCUGCUCCUAUUUCCUUAUUCGUACGAGCGUCAUUCGCAUACAUGCUACGUAUCGCGUUAAUACUCGAGCGCUCCCCUCGACUCGCCUCGCCUCGCCUCGCCUCGCCUCGCCACGCCUCGCCUCGGCAUACAACGAUGCUUUGUAUUUCCACGAUCGUGGAAAUUCUCCUUUUCCUUUGUCUUUUGCUUCGCUUCGCUCCGUCUUUGCCAUACUUUGUUAAUAAAGUGACGAAGAGACACAA
Messenger RNA from Vespa velutina, 2494 nucleotides. Its product is annotated as probable inactive tRNA-specific adenosine deaminase-like protein 3. Bases 801 to 2012 code for a protein of 403 amino acids. Lineage: Eukaryota; Metazoa; Arthropoda; Insecta; Hymenoptera; Vespidae. Gene Ontology annotation, molecular function: tRNA-specific adenosine-34 deaminase activity. Gene Ontology annotation, cellular component: nucleus; cytoplasm. Gene Ontology annotation, biological process: tRNA wobble adenosine to inosine editing. The record is from RefSeq and is a predicted model, not a curated record. The transcript has 2 exons.